Echinops telfairi (small Madagascar hedgehog) is the source of this 1203-nucleotide messenger RNA. It is a transcript of the gene TEFM, whose product is annotated as transcription elongation factor, mitochondrial. Gene Ontology annotation, cellular component: mitochondrial nucleoid. NCBI's taxonomy places the organism in Eukaryota, Metazoa, Chordata, Mammalia, Afrosoricida, Tenrecidae. Gene Ontology annotation, molecular function: DNA polymerase processivity factor activity; nucleic acid binding. The transcript is spliced from 4 exons. The record is from RefSeq and is a predicted model, not a curated record. Bases 34 to 1107 code for a protein of 357 amino acids. Gene Ontology annotation, biological process: mitochondrial transcription; transcription elongation by mitochondrial RNA polymerase.
GGGCGGCCAGAGCUCCCUGAUGUAGCUGGGAACAUGAGCUUCUCUAGACUUCUCUUGGAGGGAGUGAGGUGGAGGUGCUCUCCAGCUCCAGUGCGGUCUUCCCUUUUCCAGGCCCUACAUAAUUCCUGCUGUUGGGCAAAAUCUGCACCUCAGAAAAGGAUUCCCAACGCCGCCCUUGGUGAUGACAGGACGAAGGGACCUGCACACGCAGUCGACCUGCUCUUCUCUUCGGAGCAGCAAGCUUCCAUCCUGCACGUGCUGAACACAGCAUCCAACAAAGAACUGGAAGCUUUCAAGUUGCUUCGUGGAAGAAAGUCCAGCAAUAUCGUAGAGUACAGAGAGAAGUGUGGGCCGUUUCAGAAUUUGGAGAGUUUGCUAAAGGUGCCCUUGUUCCAGUAUAAAACCGCCGUUCAAGUGUGUAACGCCAUUCUUUGUCCAGAGACUGGAAAGAAAAAAAGAAAAGUACAGGAAAACCGGCUCUUGGGAAAGCUCAUCAAGCCCGACAUCGGAAGAGAGAGACUGAAGGCAAUUAAUAGUAUCGUAUCUAUUGUUUUUGGUACCCGAAGAAUUGCCUGGGCCCACCUUGAUCGGAACAUGGCACUGCUGGACUGGCAGCAGGACGAAAGCUGCCAAAUGACAAAAGGAACAUACCUGUCAGCGGCCUACUUAGAAGAGAUGUCUUCUGUCAUUUCAAAGAUGCCCACAGCUGACAUCUAUGUUCUGGAAAAAAACGGACUUCCAAUUCAGAAUUCCUCGCUGUUCCCGAUACUGUUACACUUUCAUAUCGUGGAAGCUAUGCUGUACACCUUGUUAAAUAAGACAUUUGCCCAAGAUGGCCAGCACCAGGUGCUGAGCAUGAACCGGAGUGCAGUGGGAAAGCACUUUGAGCUAAUGAUCGGAGACACGAGGACAAGUGGGAAAGAGCUUGUGAAGCUGUUUCUCUCUGAGUCUGUCCUGAAGGCCGAGCCUCGAGUAUCCUUCCCAUUGGAUAAAGUGGUCCAGUACAGACAGAUGUUUUCUUCUACCGAACAGAACAGAGUCGAGGAGCUCUAUGAUUCACUGCUUCAAGCUGUUGCCUUCUAUGAGCUAGCAGUUUUUGAGCCUUAAAAUUCUGAGGUUAAUCUGUAUCACAGUACAUUGAUAUAUAUAUAUAUUUAUUUCUUUUUAAGCUAUAAAACAAAUGGGUUUUGCCACUCACACCAC